AUGGAUGACGCUAAGAAGGCCGUCGAGGCCGGUGUCGACGGUGUGGAUCUGGUUAUCGGAACCUCCAGCUUCCUGCGCGAGUAUAGUCAUGGCAAGAGCAUGGCUAUGAUCCAGAAGACCGCGCUCGAGGUCAUUGAGUACCUGAAGGGGCAAAAUGUUGAGGUCCGCUUCUCCUCGGAGGAUUCCUUCCGUUCCGAUCUCGUCGACAUCCUUGCGCUCUACAAAGCCGUUGAUGGCGCUGGUGUGCACCGCGUUGGUAUUGCCGACACAGUUGGCGGCGCUACCCCUCGUAUGGUUUACGAUCUCGUAAGGACACUUCGCGGUGUCGUCGGCUGCGACAUUGAGUGCCAUUUCCACGACGAUACUGGGUGCUCGGUCGCAAAUGCCCACAGCGCUCUCGAAGCUGGCGCCACUCAUGUGGACACCUCCGUCCUCGGCAUUGGCGAGCGCAACGGCAUCACUCCUUUGGGUGCUUUCAUGGCCAGAAUGGUUGUCACCGCCCCCGAGUACACCAAGUCCAAGUACAAUCUGAAGGAGCUCAAGGCCCUCGAGACUCUUGUCGCCGACGCGGUCCAAAUCAACAUCCCGUUCAACAACCCCAUCACGGGCUUCUGUGCUUUCACCCACAAGGCUGGUAUUCACGCGAAGGCUAUCCUGGCCAACCCUUCGACCUACGAGAUUCUCGACCCCGAAAUCUUCGGUCUUUCCCGCUACGUGUCCAUUAACAGCCGCAUCACCGGCUGGAAUGCUGUUCGCUCGAGAGCUGAUCAGCUUGGCCUUGCCAUGACUGACGACCAGGUCAAGGAAGUGACUGUCAAGAUCAAGCAGAUGGCUGAUAUCCGACCACUUGCCAUUGAUGACACGGACAGCAUCCUUCGCUCGUUCCAUCUUGAAUUGCAGAACGCAUAG
Messenger RNA from Emericellopsis cladophorae, 909 nucleotides. RefSeq names its product Homocitrate synthase. The record is from RefSeq and is a predicted model, not a curated record. Gene Ontology annotation, molecular function: homocitrate synthase activity. Lineage: Eukaryota; Fungi; Ascomycota; Sordariomycetes; Hypocreales; Bionectriaceae. Bases 1 to 909 code for a protein of 302 amino acids. The transcript is spliced from 14 exons. Gene Ontology annotation, cellular component: mitochondrion.